GUGAGCCCCGCUGUAGAGCCCAACGAGGUGCGGCACUUUACCUCCUUCUGCCCUCAUGAGACCCCCUAGCUGACCCCGGCCCAGGAACUAAGUCCGCAGCCCACAGAUGCCCUCGCUACCCUCACGCUUCCCAGUGGAGCUGGGCUCCGUGCGGGAUCCAGAUGCCCAGGUGGGCCGUCUUCAUCGCCUGGCUGUGGCCGGGGGCCCAAGCUGGGUUCUGGCCAGGCUCCUGCGGAGAGUUGUCCAGGUGGACGGUGAAAACUCUGCUGGACAGACGGGGCUCUUCCUCUCAGCAUUGUUGGGCCACAGCUCUGCGGUGCGGCUCCUGCUGACCUUUGGUGCCAACCCCAACCACCGCUGCCGUGAUGGCAGCACUCCAGUGCAUGCGGGCGCCUUGUCAGGCUGUGGCCUGGUGAUGCUGCACCUGCUGCAGGCAGGGGGCGACCUGCGCCUGCGUGACCAGCAGGGUCGCACACCGCGAGACUGGGCUGAGCAGGGGGGUGCCAAACCAAGCUGGGAGGUGCUGGAGCUGUUGCAGCUCUGUCGUGCCCAUAUGUCAGCACUAGUGCAUGGUGGUGAGUUGCCACCCACUGCAUCCCUGGGCCAGCUGCAGACCAGCUCCAGGAAUAGCCUGUGUGGCUCCCUGUCCUCCCUGUGGCUGGUACAGGCAGACAGAACACCGAGGCCAGAGCAUAUCAGGAGAUCCCCUCAAGUCCCAGCUUUGGGGUUUGGCCAGCUGAGCAGCCUGCAGCCACUGGGGCUGGUCACAGGCAUACCCCUGGUGGACCCAAAGGAGCUGCUGCCAGCCCAGGGCGAGCCUGACCGCACCUACGAGAGCACUUCCCAUACCCUCAUGGUCAACCUCCUGUGGAGGAGCCACCCUGUGGCUGUGCGACGGCUGAAGGUCCCUGGAGCCCAUCCUGAUGUGCUGUUGGCUGACCUUCAGCACUGCAGCACCCUGCACCACCCCAAUCUGCUGCUGCUGAUGGCAAUGAGCCCCUCUGUGGAUCUGUCAGGGCUGUGCCUCCUCUUUGAGCCCGUGUGGCUGGGCUCCCUGCACAUGGUGCUGCACUCACAGAGACCAAGUGAGGAGAGUCCCCAAACUGUGCCAGGCUUGCUGCCCAGCCACCUGCUGCUGCAGGUGUUGGAGGCCCUGCUGUUCCUGCAGGCCCGCUGGUGGGCCCAUGGUGGGCUCACCUCCCAUGCUGUGCAGCUGGUGCGGCCAGGCCUGGCUAAGGUGAGCAACCUGGAGCAUGGGCGCCCACUGCACCAAUGCCGGCUGCGAUCCAGGCUGCAGCAGGGCUACCCUUGGGGGAACCAAGGGCUGCCCCCACCCCCUGAACUGUACCCAUGGCUGCCACUUGAGCUGAUUCAUGGUGAAAUGCCUGCCACCACCUCAGACCUGUACAGCUUCUGCAUCCUGGCUCAGGAGGUUUUCACUGGAGAGCUGCCCUGGGCUGGGAGAGAGGGGCCUGAGGUGAAGGCUAAACUGGAGGCAGGGGAGAGCCCAGCUCUGGACCCCAUGGUGCCAGCCCCCUACCAGGCCCUGGUUCAGGCUGGACUGGGCCUAGGGCCUGCUGACCGCUGGGGCAGCUUGCAGAGUACUCGAUACCUGCUGCGGGAGGCCAUGGCCCAGGACUCGUCCCCUGAGGUCAGUUCCCCAUUUGAGUGGACCACACUGUCCCCUGUACUGCAGGGUUCCCCACCAGAGAAACUGUUCUAUGAGGUAACUUCCAGAGUCAAGACCAGACCCAGGCCUGUGCCCCCAGGCCCCGUCCUAUCCCAGGCCCUGGAGACUCCAGAGGCCACAGGCCACAGUAGAGUGCAGAGGAGUGCAGCCUUGGACUCCAGCAGCAGCUUGACUCUAGGCAGCAGCCCCAGCCCCAGCCCCAGCCCCACCGCCAGGGGCAGCCUGCACUGCUGCCUGGAACCUAGCUCCAUAGCACCUAGCACUGAACUCAUCGGAGGAGGGCUCUUCUCCAGCCUGCAGAAGAUGGACCUUCUGGAGGAGAUCAUGGCAGAGCUGCAGAGCAGAUGCCAACUCCAAGAAAAGCCCAGCCUCAGCCCCACUCCUGGCACAGAUUGCUAGGGUGCCAAUGGCCUCUCCCUGAGGAUAA
This is a messenger RNA of Sciurus carolinensis (gray squirrel), 2117 nucleotides long. Its product is annotated as inactive serine/threonine-protein kinase TEX14-like. The record is from RefSeq and is a predicted model, not a curated record. NCBI's taxonomy places the organism in Eukaryota, Metazoa, Chordata, Mammalia, Rodentia, Sciuridae. The transcript has 16 exons. Gene Ontology annotation, cellular component: intercellular bridge; midbody; kinetochore. Gene Ontology annotation, molecular function: protein binding; ATP binding; protein kinase activity. Bases 107 to 2089 code for a protein of 660 amino acids. Gene Ontology annotation, biological process: mitotic sister chromatid separation; intercellular bridge organization; protein phosphorylation.